This is a messenger RNA of Toxotes jaculatrix (banded archerfish), 3850 nucleotides long. RefSeq names its product 1-aminocyclopropane-1-carboxylate synthase homolog (Arabidopsis)(non-functional) (gene accs). The transcript has 18 exons. Gene Ontology annotation, biological process: biosynthetic process; amino acid metabolic process. Gene Ontology annotation, molecular function: pyridoxal phosphate binding; transaminase activity. The record is from RefSeq and is a predicted model, not a curated record. Bases 372 to 3320 code for a protein of 982 amino acids. NCBI's taxonomy places the organism in Eukaryota, Metazoa, Chordata, Actinopteri, Toxotidae.
UGCUCUUCAGAUCUGAGAAAUCCAGCUCGCUUUCAGCAGCUCCCCCGUUAACACGGACCAAAGUUAUCCCGGAAUAAGGACAGCACGCAUGUGCCGUCAACCCGGAUGUAGAUAUUUUUGUGCGCGUAUUUUCCCCAUUUCGCCAAGUUAUGACUAAUUUGCUGUUAAGAAUGAAUUAUAUAUUUUAGCACAGGCUGGACAACGCUUUGCCAUUCCAAACCACUCCAAACCGGGUUAACCAGCCGUGACAUGAGUCGACUUACGUGGAUGUCUCAUGUGAGUGACAGUUCCACAACAAUCUGUUUCCGAAGAGCUGCACUUUUGGUUUACGGCGAGAGAACACGAAAGGAAUAUCUCCUAUAACUUAGAGGAUGGACUUCCGCGGCAGGAGGCAUGAGCGGGGCAGCAACUGGACCGACCCGGAGAUAGUGGAGCUGCUCCAGCUGUGGUCCGAUGAGUCGGUCCAGAUUGAACUGGAGAGCUCGCUGCGCAACCAGCGUGUGUUUGACCGCAUAGCCCACAUUUUGCGUGAAAAGGGCAUUUAUCGCACAGGUGACCAGUGCAGGGAGAAGAUCAAGAAGAUGAAGCUGGAGUACCGCCGCAUCAAGGACAACCACAAAAUGAGGUCUUGGAAGUUUUAUGAUGUGAUGGACAGAGUGCUGGCGAACCGGCCGGCCAUUACCUACUCCUCCUUGGGGGGAGCUGUCAUAGCUCAACAGGUGUUUCAGAGCCCGAGUGGUGGACCCGAUGCAUAUCUGCAGGGAGUUCCAGCUGGCUCUUUUGGUCCUGCUUCCACAGGUGGGUUUUUGUUUGGCCAGCCGCCAAAAACGGGAGAUCCACUGGAUAUAAAAUGUGAAGAUGUUGAGGAGAGCAUGUUAAACACGGGUGUUGCUCCCCCUGAGAUGUACUAUGGGUCUGGAGAUGACCAGGAAACUGACGGGCAAUCUCUGCUGGGGCCAGAGGACACACUGGGUCGAGGAGAGAGCUCAACAAAUGCAAGAAUCUCACCUUCAGGUUUCAGUGACCUGAACAUUGCCACCUCUGCCACAGCUGCCACCCAGGCUGUUGGUGAUCCUGUGCAACUGGACACAUCUGAGCAACCCAAUAAGGAGGGUUCUCAUCCUCAAAAUUCUGUGAGACAGAGGAAGCGUCGCCGGGGUGGGAAAACAUCAUGGAGGCAAGGAGGCGCUAGAUGUGGCAGUCAGGAGAGCCUGGAUAAAGCCCUGUCCAGCUUCCUGAACUGGCAGCAGUCAGCAGAGGAGCGCCUCCUCUGCCUGGAGGAGGCACGUUUGGAGAGAGAGUUGCAGGCAGAGGAGCGCAGGGAACAGCGGGAGGAAAGGAGGGCGGAACAGGAGCGCCAGCACGAGCUCCGCUUGUUCAGCAUGCUCACUGGGGCGCUGGUUGCUGUCAGACAGAAUGCUCCAAACAUUUCGACGACGCCCACCGACCCUCCUGUCUCACCCCAAGCUCAUCUGCCAGCUUCACUGAUGACCACAGCUGCCCCCUCUGUCUCCUCAUCUAUAUCUCAGCCGCCUUCAGAAGCUCCCACGACACAGGCUGUUUCCACUCAGGAGACAACAACAUCAUCAAUACCAUCCACUUCUGUCAAAGCCUGUAAAGUGUCUCAGAAUGUUUUGCAGACGCUGAGAUGUGCAGAAAGUCCCGGGCGUAGUGUGUACCUGUCUAAUCGCGGUAACAGCAUCCGACAGCAUCAAGGCAUUCUCCAGGAAGGCUUUGCCCAGUAUGGGAUGAACAAACACCAUGACACAGACAACCCUGAUGGUAUAAUCAACAUGGGAACCAGUGAGAACAAACUAUGCUAUGAUCUUCUUCACAAACGGCUGACCAAGCCUGACAUGCUCCAUAUUGACCCAUCCUUGUUGCAGUAUUCAGACUGGAGGGGACACACAUUCCUGAGAGAGGCGGUUGCAAAGUUCCUGACUCACUACUGCUGUUCUCCAAGCCCACUCGAAGCCAACAAUGUUGUGGUGAUGAAUGGCUGUGGUUCCCUCUUCUCGUGUAUUGCUGCAGUAAUUUGUGACCCUAAAGAUGCCAUUCUCAUUCCUACUCCUUUCUACGGCGUUAUCACUGAGGAUCUGCACUUGUAUAGUGAUGUUAAACUCUUCCAUGUUCCUCUGGACUGUGAGGUUGAUGGCAAAGACAGUCAACCCUUCCACCUCACUGUAGGGAAACUAGAAGAAGGUCUGAAAAGGGCAAUACAAGAGGGCUUAAUGAUCCGAGCCGUUAUACUGAUGAACCCCCACAAUCCUCUGGCUGAGAUCUACACCCCGAAGGAGAUGAUUGCCUUUUUGGAGUUUGCCAAAAGAAACGAGCUCCACGCCAUUGUCGAUGAAGUGUACAUGCUGACAGUCUUUGAUGAAUCUGUCACCUUUCACAGUGUCCUCAGUGUAGAUCGUUUGCCUGACCCACAGAGGACGCAUGUAAUGUGGGGGAUGAGCAAGGAUUUUGCAAUGGCAGGAGUCAGAAUGGGCACUCUGUAUACUGAGAAUAGAGACCUUGUGGAGGCUUUGGCUCAGCUGGGCUCAUUCCACGGUAUCUCUGGAACCACGCAGCACCAGAUAGCACAACUGCUUCAGGACAGAGAUUGGAUCAGUGAGGAAUUUCUGCCUGAGAACAGAAGCAGGCUGAAAGCUGCUCACUGCUACCUGACAGGAGAGCUGCGGAAUAUGGACAUCCCCUACUUGGACAGGCCUGCUGCGCUGUAUGUCUGGGCUGACCUCAGGAAGUACCUCAAAGAGUCGUCAUUUGAGGAGGAGUUGUCUCUGUGGAGGACUCUCCUCAGACACAAGGUGGUGCUGAGCUGUGGUCAGGCUUUCUCCUGCUCCACGCCCGGAUGGUUCCGCAUCGUCUUUGCCGACAAACAGCACCACCUUCAGCUUGGCCUGAAGCGAAUCAGGGAGGCUUUGAAAGAAACUGAAGAAAAAAGCGCCAGCCCAGAUUCACACUCCAUCAAAGAGGCCAGUGAGGAGAGCAAAAAGUCAGUGAAAGAGGACAGUGCGGAUUCAGACAAUGCCACAGCUGUUAAUUCAACAUCAUCACCCCAGAGCAAGUCAUCAGACCAGCUGACGGAGAAGGCCAGCCCUGUUCCUGACACAGGCUCAUUGGCCACUGAAGAGUUUGUGUUGCUGGACUGCCAAGCAUCGAAGCCCGCAGAGAGUCUAGACUCUCUGAUUGGUACUCUCAGGCAUCAAAUCAGCUCCUCUGAUUGGCUGGAGAAGAACACUCCAGAGCUGUCUGCCGGAGAGGACCCAGAGAUUCUUGAUGUAUUCAAGGCCCUGCUGCAAAGAGCCAGAAAGUAAGCUUAGGAUAAACAGACACGAAUGUAGCUGCCAAAUUUUGAGAGGCAGUACUUAAGAAUCCUCUUGCUCCCUGGGUUUAUGGUGAAAAGCUCAACACAAACACCUGACACAAGGUCAAAUCUGAUGCCCGUUUUUGAGGAGUGAAGAAGGAACAUUAGCUGCAAGACGGCUACAUAGGACAGAAGAAGAAAAGCAAUGCCAGCAAGGUCAGGAUGGAAGAACAGGAAAGAGUACUUCUCUAUCUUGAGGCCUUAUUUUUAAGCUGCUAAGGGAGACGGUUUUCCUUUUUUGUUUUUUGUUUUUUAAUUCAGAGUCAAAAGAUUUAUGGUUAUUUACUCAUUCAAUUGUAAGUGAAUGCCAAAUGUAAAUCAACCAAAAGUAGUCACAUUUGAUUCUUAAGCAUUUCAAGUCUCUAAAUAUGAAUUAUAAUUUUAUAUUAUUUUGAUCAUAUGCACUUUAUUUUAUCAGAAUGUAUUGUACUUUCUGUAAAGUUAAUGAUGGGUGAAUAAAGGAAUGAAUUAUUAUGUCUU